AGGAUUUCACUUGUGGAAACGGUGUUCGGGAUUUACCUGACGCUUGUCUCCUGGCUUACAGGUGUUCUCCGACUUUGGCCCACUUGACUUUAGCCUACUUAGUAUUCUUUCACCAUCAGGAAAGAGAGACAGAUGAAUGCACACGCAGGAGAAUUCGACCACCAGGACACUCGUCGUUUCAAACAUACCCGCAUCGGUAUAUGGGAUCUCUACGAGGAACGCCAAUCACGCAUACGAAUCUCACCAAUAUCGAAGAUAUAUGCGCCGAUAAUCUACAACGUUCCACUUCUAGUUCGCAUGUUCAAGGAUGUACUCAGCAUCAGACGAUGCUCCAUUCUUCUCCCCGCAUACCUUGUAGUAGAAGUUUUAGCUUCCCUCAUACCCGCUGUUUCUCUGUGGUACUCCGGACAAUUGCUCCGCCUUGUAGAGAGCGUAAUGGAAGCACGUACUGUGGACACAACGGUGCUCGUACAUUUUGCGGCAGCACAUACCAUAUGCGCAGUUGCUGUGCGCUUUCUCAGAUACUCCCGAGACUGCAUGAUACCUCGUCUGAGCUUGUACAUCAAACAAUCCUACAAUGAACGCAUGCUCCUCUCAGCCUCUCGCCUCGACCUGCCCGCAUUUGAAACACUUUAUGACUCGUACACAGUGCAGGAGCUCAGCUGUGGCUUGGCUCAUUGGUAUACUUCGUCAAUUUGGGACACUAUCGAGAUGUUGACGGACAUCGCAAUGAUACUUAUUCGUCUGCUCUCUCACCUUUUGGUUCUGAGUACAGUCAUGUGGGAACAACAGGAUGGUCUACUUCUCGUGGUUCUCAGUUUUUUGCAAUAUUUAUUGUCCUGGGACAGCACGGGAAAAACAAUGGUCGGAUCCUUGGUUUGGGCCGCGACAACGACCAACGAGAAUUUGAUUUGCAUGCAAGGUCUGAAGGGACUCAUUACUGGGCCCUCACACCGUCGAGAGUUUGUCGCAGGCAACUUCAGCGAACACAUUAGUGCACGAUUUCGCGAAGCAUCUCAGCGCAUUGGUCACGAUGCGGUUGAAUUCCCAGAACUGAAACGAUUUCGUUCUUUUAAGGACUGUCUGAGCAUCACAUUCAUCAUCCGAGAAACAAUGCAUGUGUUACCCCAGAUUGUCUUCUCCUUGCGCGUAGUGAUAAAUCCAAUGACCACUCCAGUCUCCUUGGCAUCACUCAUAUGGAUCAAACAAGUCUUUGAUCCAUCAUAUUUCUCGAUAUCCAGCAUGUUUUCCACUCUUGCGACCAACUUGACCCGAAUACGCGAUGUUUAUGAGAUAGAGAAUACACGAAAUCAGGUUGUGGAUGGCACGGAACCGUUCCCCGAGAAUCAACAAUCUCUUGCAAAUGGCAUUUCUGUUGAAUUCAAGAAUGUUUCGUUCCGGUACCCUGGUCGAGACAGGUGUGCUCUGCGGAAUGUAUCGUUCAAGAUUGAGGCUGGUCAGCUAUGCGUUGUCGUUGGUGUGAACGGCUCUGGAAAGAGUACGAUCUUGAACCUGAUCUCCCGCGUCUACGACCCAACGGAAGGCACCAUCCUUAUCGACGACCGUGACAUCAAAACCUUGAAACUUGCUGACCUCCGUGCUGCUAUGUCCAUCCUCUUCCAAGACUAUUCGCAAUUCCCCCUCUCCAUGCACGAGAAUAUCGGGCUUGGUAACCCUGCCCUUGCACAUGAGGAUGACAAGGUUCGCGAAGCCGCCCGUCUCGGCGGCGCAGAAGACUUCAUUGACGAGCUCCCUGAUGGAUUUGAUACCUAUCUCAACCGCGUCGUGGAUAAUUACCAUGGAGACCUUCCUGAAGGUACUACGACGCUCUUCGGGCAUCCCGCUGACUCCUCGUCACGGAAUGUCAUUGGCGGUGUCCAUGUCACCGGAGCUCCAGGCAUUCAAAUUAGCCGCGGGCAGGCGCAGCGGCUUGCAAUCUCCCGCACAUUCAUGCGGUCGUUGGUCUCUGAAACUGAGUCUUCUGCUGGCAUGAUGUUAUUCGACGAGCCGAGUGCCUCCCUAGAUCCUACGGCUGAACAUGAUCUCUUUGAGCGUCUACGGAAGUUGAGGGGCAAUAAGACCAUGAUAUUCUCCACUCACCGGUUUGGAAAUCUCACCCAAUAUGCGGACCUCAUUUUGUACAUCGACGAAACUGUCCAGGAAAAAGGAACGCAUGAUGAACUCAUGAAGAAAGAGGGAGAGUAUGCUCGUAUUUGGAAUAUUCAAGCGAAAUCAUUCACUCAAUAACCAGAUACCGAGACCACAACAAUACACCAAAAUAUUCUGUACCACUGAUUCUCAUGCAUAUGUUCAAUUUCAGUCACGUAGGUGAUGACAGGUGCCAUCAGACAACUGAUGUAUUCUUCCUUGCUAUUGUCCCGUCUAC
This is a messenger RNA of Suillus discolor, 2386 nucleotides long. Its product is annotated as P-loop containing nucleoside triphosphate hydrolase protein. Lineage: Eukaryota; Fungi; Basidiomycota; Agaricomycetes; Boletales; Suillaceae. The record is from RefSeq and is a predicted model, not a curated record. The coding region runs from base 133 to 2247 and encodes 704 amino acids. Gene Ontology annotation, biological process: transmembrane transport. The transcript is spliced from 12 exons. Gene Ontology annotation, molecular function: ATP hydrolysis activity; ATP binding; ATPase-coupled lipid transmembrane transporter activity.